CCGGGCAAGCAGACGCGGUUGGCGGGGGGGGAUGACAUCUGGAAAGACGGUGACGAAGUUCAGUGCGACGCUGAGGAGGACGACAUCGGUGACGUGUUCCCGUUGCGUGCUCCGAACAUGGGUGGCAGGGGCGGCAGAGGCAGGGCUUCGACGAAUGUUGGGCGGAGGUGGAAGAGGCCGUCGGCGACCUCUGCUGAUGCGGAAGGUGAGGGGGAUGGGGAGGGUGGCCGGAAUUUCUGGUCUGUGGAUCACAUGGUGACCCUCAUAAGGGCGAAGCGGGAUCAGGACGCCCAGCUGCAAGCGGCRGGGCACRCAUUCGCACGGAUGCAGUCGAGGGAGUGGAAAUGGUUGGACGUCCGGGAGAGGUUGCUGAAGGUCRGUGUWKACAGGCGGACAGACAAAUGUGGGAAGAAAUGGRAUAAUCUCAUGCAACAGUUCAAAAAGAUCCACACUUUCAUGGGCAUGUCGGGGAAGGAGGACUUCUUCCAGUUGACGAGUCAGCAAAGGGCAGAGAAAGGAUUCAGCUUCAACAUGGAUCGGGCCGUCUACGAGGAGAUCAAAGGGGUAAAGGAGAGGAGCCACACUAUCAGCCCGAGCAAUGUUGCAGACACCGGUGGCGCAGGAGGUGUGCAACUCCGAUCUGCUUACCGUGUGGUUGCCGUCUCUUCGUCAUCGCCAUCAUCGUCGUCUGUCUUCUCGGCGAUGACGAAUACUCGCAACUCUGGCAAGGGGAAAAGGGAGAGGGAUUCCCAGAAAACAAAAGCUGCCAGCGUCGUGAAGUGGGGGAGACAUCAGGCGAAGAAGCCCAAGGCAUCAAGCGACGGUGCUCUGGUGAUCGGGAGGUCCGCGCGGGAAGAGUGGGUUACCGAGGCCAGCAGCGGACAGGACGACGAUUUCGAAUCGGAGGCGGAGACGUUUCAUGGGAGGAAAGCUAUGAAACACCCGCAGACGCGUCCGCGGGGUCGAGCUCGGAUCGCGGACCCAAAUGGGUCUGCAUCCGCGGCCUACCUGGUCCGCACCGCGGACCCGAUUUUACACGAAUUUUCCUGAAUUAAAUAAUAGGUAAAAAACAAAAGA
Chara braunii is the source of this 1077-nucleotide messenger RNA. NCBI's taxonomy places the organism in Eukaryota, Viridiplantae, Streptophyta, Charophyceae, Charales, Characeae. The record is from the annotation of a GenBank genome assembly.